This is a messenger RNA of Ilyonectria robusta, 2237 nucleotides long. RefSeq lists its product as uncharacterized. NCBI's taxonomy places the organism in Eukaryota, Fungi, Ascomycota, Sordariomycetes, Hypocreales, Nectriaceae. The transcript has a single exon. The record is from RefSeq and is a predicted model, not a curated record. Bases 228 to 2156 code for a protein of 642 amino acids.
GUGCUGCCGUGGCGUACUGAUACAGCGCUGUUGUUCGGUCCUGCGCGUCACGCCGUGGCAUUCGCAUUCUUUGUUCUUGUUCUGGCCAUCACAUUUUCCUCCCUCUCGUGACAAGACCAAACCCGGCCUCACCUUUCUUCAGCACACUAGAUUCAUCACUGUCCUGCUCGGCACCAUCAAUGUCUUUAUAGGCGUCCGACAUCACUGAUAUCACUGCCCAAAACCUCAUGCCGUUGCUUUUGCUUACACGCGCUCUUAGGCUCACCACCGACACCGCCGACGACACCGCCGACGACACGAUAACUAAACCGCGACCACUUUACGAUAAAUGCAACACACAACCUCGCGCAGGGUCGGAAGCUAGUCCCGAAGCAGACGUCGACGAUCCAGAUCCGCGUCUGUUGCCAGUCCUCGAUGAGACAUCAGAGGCUGCUUCUUGGAAUGAACAAACUCGGCUCGUUCGCCCCCUCGCCGCUCCUCUCCCACGUACCGACGAUGGCCUUCAACUACAACAACCUGUUUCUCUCGGCUUCAGCCAGGACUGGAGUCCAACCAGAGACACUGUUAGGCUGCAUUUCGUCACCCACGAUGAGAAAUGUGCCGUUGCCUACCAAGACACUCCCCAGGAACCAUCACCACUUCAGGCCUCUCCAGUAGCACUGCCUCAUCUUCCCAACGAGCUCCCGGCUUCCUCAGCUUCUGUCCCGCGGCAGCGUCUCGCAUUGUGCUUCCACGAAGACUGGCAGCCUGCCUCAGGUCCACUCCAGGUCCAGUUCGGCACCGACAACGCGAUCCACUGCAGUCUUGCUCCCGCAGGCGAGUGUGACAUCGAAGUGAUCGGGUAUGGAGAGACUCGAAACCCGUUCUUCGGCAUUUGUCAGAUGCUGCUUCAACGUUGGCUGGCGGACCAGAUGCACAAGCUGCGCGCACACUACGUCGCCUUUGCCACAGCUGCAUUCUUCUUCCUCCUUCUCUUCCCCAUUCUCCUCUGUAGCCUUGGCCUACCGACAUCUUCGUCCCAAUGGACCUUCAGCCAGAAAGAGGAGCGCCUCGGCCCCCUAGAAGCUCCCUUCGACCAUCUAUUACCCGAACUCUACACCAUCUAUCCACGGGCGCUGUUUCCUCUCGUCAGCCCUUCUCUCAAAGAACCAUUACUCAUCCUACAGCCGUUCGAGGAUUUAUGCCAAAUCAGAGAUGAGAUAAACGCAAUGUGCAGUUAUAUUGUAGUGUUUCAAGAUGAUGAUCGGCCCCCUCCCUGCAAAUCCAAGGAAUAUUCCGAUCUUCUUUCUCGAGCUGAGGAGGCCUACCACGAGCUCGUUUCUAAGCUUCAGGGCUGGGAUCCGCUAUGGAUGAAAGAGUUGCUCGCCCAUUUGGAGGACUUGGCCGUGUUCUUUCAUCAAUCUACCGCCAACCAUGACGAUGCAACCACAAUUCAACAUGUCAUGCACGCCACGAAGAACCAUCUUUCACAUGUCUUGGCGUGUCACAAGCGAUUCGUAAAGACUGUAAUAGACGCCCGCUACACCCUCGAGGAAGCCCGCCGCCUUGAGCAACAAGAUAUCCUCCCAAUGUUUCACAGUACCAUGCGCUCCACACCAACCGGUCCGUACAAGCUAAUCGCUGCCGAUGCCUUCCAUUACUACCAGAAAGUCUUGGUUCCUAGGCGCCAACUCAUACUAGAUCGUCUACAGCGUGCCGAAGAUGAGCUGGCAAGCGCGGCCGUUAUCCUCGACCAUCUAGGCAACAUGGCUGUUGCGGCAGACUCGUGGUCAAAAAUCUUGAGUACUCAGAUCGAUGUUGAUCUUCAGAACCGCCACACCACGACAGUGAUACGAUCCAUCUCGUGGCGACCAUACGUCAACGGAACCCACUUGGUUAGCUGUUUGGAGCAGGCUGCCCGUUUGCUGAAGCAUCAGAUGGACGAGGCUGCCGAGGAGUAUGCAGUGGUUGAUAAACAGGUCCCUGCAGAUGCAAAUAAGAGACCCCCGAGACCGCCGGAACCCAUCAUCGAAUUUGAGUACACUCGCGGUGGCUGGCUUGAGUGGCUAGCGGGCGAGGCACCUCCAACAAACACAGAACCGCUUCCAACUGAUCAUCCACUGUGGGAAUCUUUUGAGUUCUUCAAGAAUGCGACUUUCAAGUUCGGAUUUUUUUAACCCGGCUGACCUUUCCACCACCCAGUGGUAAGAAGGGCAAAUAGAUCAGUAGCUUAAUUUAGUAUUAUUCUGUCUGAGUUA